CGCAAUAACAGUAGCCAAUAUAAAGAAUAAGAAUCACUAAAGUCUUAAAUCCCUGCAAAAUAUCAAGUGUUAUACGUUUCUCACAUAAUUUAAUCAUGUAUUUCAAAUAUAUUAUUAUCUUUUUAUACAUGUUAUUUUACUUACUAGUAAGUAAUGCAACACUUACUACUGAGGAACUCGCCGACUUUUAUAACAAGGUAACACUUAAAGAUAAAAAAAACAGGCAAAGAUUAGCUGACUGUUAUAAACAGCCAUUUAUACGAGGAAGCUUUACCUUAACUACAGUACGAAAAUACCUUGAUGAAGACAAGCCUAACCUAGAUGGAGAAGAUGUCCACAACAUAAUACUACGUAUGGGGCUAUGUUUUUUUACAAGAUUUCUGAGGAGUACUUAUACUAUCACGCUGAAGUUUUCUCAUCAUAUGUCUUUAAAGGCAUUUCAAUCAGCAAUGAAUCAGAGAUUUACUGAUGGGGAACUCAACGCAAUUUAUGAUGUGAUUAAAAGAAGGGAAACAAUUGUGGAAAAAAAGCGGUGUCGCACGAGCGUAACAAAAAAAGUAACCAAGGAUGGAGCGAGAAAAUACUUCAAUAAGGAACUCCACAAUCAUGGAUUAGCUGCACGGCAAGUCGAAGGGAUAAUUGCACCCUUGCGGGAUAAACAUAUGACAAGAAAGAAAUUUAAAAAAUUGAUGAGAUCUCAAGACAACUAUUAUGUGGAAAUAAUGAUUGAAUAAUGUUUAAAUAAUGUGGACGCUACAGAACCAGCCAGUGGGCUACAAAAUUACUAUACUAUCCUACCGACGUUCACUAUAAUCAAAAAUCUAAACUGCCUACUUAAAGUAUUUAAUUUAUCUCUUUAGGGGUAGUAUGCUGGUAGCUUAUUUAAUUUUAACUGUAUGUUUUCUUAAAAUUCUAAAAAGUUUAAGGGUUAUUUUUGUGUUUAUCGACUAGGUACUGUACUAUU
Messenger RNA from Adelges cooleyi (spruce gall adelgid), 964 nucleotides. RefSeq lists its product as uncharacterized. The record is from RefSeq and is a predicted model, not a curated record. The coding region runs from base 96 to 734 and encodes 212 amino acids. Lineage: Eukaryota; Metazoa; Arthropoda; Insecta; Hemiptera; Adelgidae. The transcript is spliced from 7 exons.